Molecule: messenger RNA, 3844 nt
Organism: Drosophila kikkawai
Lineage: Eukaryota; Metazoa; Arthropoda; Insecta; Diptera; Drosophilidae
Gene: Chsy
Product: Chondroitin sulfate synthase
Cellular component (GO): Golgi cisterna membrane
Molecular function (GO): glucuronosyl-N-acetylgalactosaminyl-proteoglycan 4-beta-N-acetylgalactosaminyltransferase activity
Source: RefSeq, a predicted model, not a curated record
UCUCUCUCUCUCAGUGCUCUGGGAUCGCCGCAGAGUUUAGUUCUUGGACGUAAUUCAAAGUUUUUUGACGUUUCUCCUCGGCAAGGCAAAUAAAAAAGAGCUCUGCUUCUCUCCUUAAAGAAAAUAAAACCGAAUUGUGUAAAUUAAAUUGCUGCAAAAGAAAUAAAAAUAUAUAUAUAUAGAGAAAGAGCGAAGAUGGUGAUAUUUUGUUUGUUAACAACAAGUGGCUUUUUAUUAUAAUAAUUAUUAUUAUUAUUGUUGUGCGUGCUUGACCAGAGAGUUUUUAUUAUCUGUUUUCUUACGUAUUUGAUUUUUGUGUGUGUGUUUUUGUUGUUGCCGUAAAUCGACCUUUGCGAACCUAACGUCGUAACCAGCAAAAAAAAAAAACCAACAACAACAACUGGGCAGCUAAUAAUAAUUAAGCAGCGUGUUUUGAGACAAGCCAGCGCGCGUGUGUGUGUGUGACUCUGAGGGUGUGGUGGUAUGUGAGUGUCGACUAAUUGUCAACAGUCCACAAAUUGCAGGCGAGCUAGCCAAGAGAUACGCGCUCCUAUCCCUCAGAUACUACUCAGUCCUUCGGUAUUCCAAAGCCCACCAAAUCCAUAUCAAAAUCGAUAUCCAUGCUUCCCGAUCAUCCGAUCGGCCACCAGUAAGGCCAACUUCAUGUGGCGAUGGCGAAAAAGUGCGAAAACUGCUAACUGUGCAAUCGAGGGGGCAACGCGAUCAGGUAGAGGAACACAAACACACAGAAAUACAUAUACAUACAGAGAGAGAAAGAGAUUUGCUUUUCCAUGAACGGCGCCUGAAGGAAAUACCUAUUUGGUUUUGGGAUUUUGGGGAAUUAUCUCCGAACAAUCAGCCAUGCUGAUGACGCACACGAUGACGAAGCGCAAGACGCUGAUCUUUGCCUGCUUCGGGAUCGCCCUGGGCCUGUGCAUCGGCACCGUGCUGAAGAACUACCGGGCGUUGGAGUACGUGAAACGAUGCAGUUUGCGUCCCACAAACCUCAAGUCACCGGCGGAGAUUAUUGGGCUGCGGGAGGAGGACACCAUCCAGAACUCGCAGCGGAAUCUGGUCUUUGUGGGCGUAAUGACGGCCAAGAGCUUCCUGGAGGGCAGGGCGCGAGCCGUGUACGAUACGUGGGGCAAGGAGGUGCCCGGCCGGAUGGCUUUCUUCAGCUCCGAGGGCAGCUACUCGGACGACCUGCCAGUGGUGGGGCUGCGCAACGUGGACGAUCGAUAUCCGCCGCAGAAGAAGUCCUUCAUGAUGCUGCACUACAUGUACGAGCACUUUAUUGACCGCUUCGAGUGGUUCAUCCGGGCCGACGACGAUGUCUACAUGGAGCCCGAUAAGCUGGAGCGCUUUCUGCGUUCCAUCGACAGCUCCAAGCCGCAGUUCAUAGGCCAGGCGGGCAAGGGUAAUACCGAGGAGUUUGGCCUGCUCUCCCUGGAGUUUGACGAGAACUUUUGCAUGGGCGGUCCGGGGGUGAUCCUCAGCAGCGAGACGCUGCGCCGCGUGGCCCCACACAUUCCAACUUGUUUGAAGAACCUCUAUAGCACCCACGAGGAUGUGGAGGUGGGCAGGUGUGUGCAAAAGUUUGCCGGAAUACCAUGUACCUGGAACUAUGAGAUGCAGUAUAUAUUGCGUCACAACUCCAGUGGCCGGAAUGCGUACACUGGAAAGCUGAAAAGAAAGGAGAUCCACAAUGCCAUUACCCUGCAUCCCAUUAAGCAGGCUCCACUUAUGUAUAGACUUCAUUCCUACGUGCAGGGUCUUAAAGCCGAGGAGAUGCGUCAGGAGUCACUGCUUCUGCAUAGAGACAUCAAGCGUAUGGCCAAGUACCUAGAGGUGCCGGACGAGAGCACCUACAUGCUGCCCAGUGCCUCGCCCGAAAGCGACACGGGCAAGCGGCAUUUCCAGGAUCACAAUAUAUUGGGCAUCAGCCCGGAACUAAAUAAAUUCGUGCCCGGCAGCACCGAUGACCUGCUGGACUGGUCCUUCAUUGCCCGCAGCCUGUACUCGGCCAGCUCGGCGAAUCCCAAGCAGAAGAUCGACUCGGCCAUGAGGGAGGGUCUCGAGGAUGUCAUUACCGAGGUGAUGGAGAAUAUCAACAACUAUUCGCGUCAGCGUGGGCGUGUCAUUGAGUUCCGGGAGCUGCUCUAUGGCUACCAUCGGCUGGAUGCCUUGCAUGGUCAGGAUCUGAUUUUGGAUCUGCUGCUCAUCUACAAGAAGUAUCGCGGCAAGAAGAUGACGGUGCCGGUACGGCGACAUCUCUAUGUGCAGCGCGCCUUCACUGGGAUCUUUGUCAAGGAGUUUGAUGAGGACUUUUACAAUGUCACCCUGCAGCAGAGUCUCCUGGGCAGCUUGUUCCAGAAUGGCAUGGCCCGACUGAGCAAUCACUUUACCAUGCCCAGCGGCCUGCUGCCGCCGACGCAGGACAAGAUUGUGUUUGUCCUGCCCAUUGCCGGACGCCUGGGCACUUUUGAGCGUUUCCUGGGCACCUACGAGCGUGUCUGCAUCCGGGAACAGCAGCACUGUGACCUCCUGGUGGUGAUCUUCGGCUCGCCGGACGAGCUGGGCGAUCAUUUGCAGCUGCUGCACGAUCUGCACGCUCGCCAUGUUUACCAGCAGGUGAAUUGGAUCCAGCGCAGCAGCACCUUCUCACGUGGCGUGGCCUUGGAUGUGGCAGCACGCUCCUCUUAUAUACGGCAGGAGGACAUCAUUCUGUUCAUCGACGUGGAUAUGGUGUUUGAAGUGGAAACCUUGCAGCGAGUCCGGAUGCAUACGCAGCGCGGCAAGCAGGUCUACCUGCCCAUUGUGUUCAGCCAGUACGAUCCGCAGAGGCGUGGCAGUGGAUCUGGGGGAGCAGGAUCAACGGAUGAGGAGUCGGAGUCGCCGCGAAUCGACGAUGAGAGCGGCUAUUUCCGGCAAUAUGGUUUUGGCAUCUGUGCCAUCUACAAGUCGGACAUCCUCGAUGAGGACAUCAAUGGCUUCGAUAAGGACAUCACCGGCUGGGGCCUGGAGGAUGUCAAGUUUCUGGAGAAGAUUGUGCGCGUGGGCACACGGCAGCGUGGCUUUCUCACCAACACCGCGGAGCUGCCCUUUGACUACAACGAGGCCGCCGAGCAGUGGCGCCGGCUGAGCGUGUUCCGUGCCCCGGAUCCCACGCUGGUCCAUAUCUACCAUGACAUUAGCUGCGACAUCCAGUUGGAUGCGCCGCAGUACAACAUGUGCCUGGGCACCAAGGCCAACUCCCUGGGCAGCACGCGACUGAUGGAGCAGCUCUUCCACAGCAGUCCGCAGAAUGUCCAGUUUGCUGCCGACUUUAACCGCCAGAAGCAACAGCAGCAGCAGCAGCAACAGCAGGCCAGGUGAUCCGGUCCCAUCUCGAUCCCGAUCCCGAUCCCUAUCCAGUGAUCCCGCCAGCGUUCCUGCCACAUAGUAUUCCCAGCCAGCAUUUAAGCACACUUUUCGAGCCACAUUCGAGUCUUUGUCGACUCCUCUAUCUGAUUAUAUUCUAUGGAUAUCUUAUAUAGUCACAAAGGCACUCUAGGAGCAUCCAGUAUCCUGGAUAAAUAGUCGGAAUUCAAUCCAAAACCAUGUCAGAAUCUGGAUUAUCUUGGGCUUCUUCAGCCCGAUUUUAAUCCCUUGAUAUAUUUGUUUAAUUUAAUCACGAAUAGUCUUUAAUUGCUAAAUCGUAAAUAUUAUUAAAUUUCGGUUUUGUUUUACUUAAACUUUCUAAGGAAAGAUUUUUUUUUUUGUAUACUGUUUUAGGUUAGAAAUCGUUAUUUAAUCAUAGCAUAUUUCUUAUAAAUAAUAAAUUCUAUAAUCAUACUCACAUUUC